AAAGCAGCGUUUGUUUAUGGAAGAAUCACCGAUUUCGCGUUUUUUGAGUUUCUGAAAGUCUCUCUCUCUCUCUCUCUCUCUCUCUCAAACCCUUGCGUACUCUGCAAUCGAACAUUCUUCUUCAAUGGCUAACAGCAAUCUACCUCGAAGAAUCAUCAAGGAAACUCAACGUCUCCUGAGCGAACCUGCGCCGGGAAUAAGUGCGUCGCCUUCAGAAGAUAACAUGCGGUACUUUAAUGUCAUGAUUCUUGGUCCAACACAGUCUCCUUAUGAAGGAGGGGUUUUCAAGCUGGAAUUGUUUUUGCCUGAAGAAUACCCAAUGGCUGCCCCCAAGGUUCGAUUUCUCACCAAAAUCUACCAUCCUAACAUUGAUAAGCUUGGAAGGAUAUGCCUUGAUAUUCUUAAAGACAAAUGGAGUCCCGCUCUUCAGAUUCGAACUGUACUCUUGAGCAUUCAAGCACUUUUGAGUGCUCCAAAUCCAGAUGAUCCUCUAUCUGAGAACAUUGCAAAGCAUUGGAAAAGCAAUGAAGCUGAAGCCGUUGAAACAGCAAAGGAAUGGACCCGUUUAUAUGCAAGUGGUGCAUGAUGAAAAUGGUGACCAGGUUCUCCGCAAUUAACAUAAUAUGCAAUGUAUCCUAUUGACCGUUGAAUUUAAAUGAAAAUUUGAAAGAAUUGAUGGUCAGAUGAUUCGAAUUGAGUAUUCUCCAAGCUUCCAACUACUGCUGAUGACCUUGGAUCCUUAUCUUGAAAUUGUAUAAUUAUAUAAGAUGCUCUGUGUCUUUUGAUCAUGGAUUUUUAAUUAGUGCUGUGACUUCUUUUUUUUCCGUUUUUUUUUUUCCUUCUUAUUCUUCUUUCUUUUCUUUUGUUGUUUUUUUCUUUCUUUUGUAUAAUUAUAUAAGAUGCUUCUGUGUCUUUUGAUCAUGGAUUUUUUAAUUAUUCUAUGGGAGCUGGGGAUUAGUGCUCUGACUUUCUUUA
Molecule: messenger RNA, 975 nt
Organism: Camellia sinensis
Lineage: Eukaryota; Viridiplantae; Streptophyta; Magnoliopsida; Ericales; Theaceae
Product: ubiquitin-conjugating enzyme E2 35
Source: RefSeq, a predicted model, not a curated record